This is a messenger RNA of Gigantopelta aegis, 4741 nucleotides long. Its product is annotated as F-box only protein 16-like. The transcript is spliced from 8 exons. The coding region runs from base 74 to 1105 and encodes 343 amino acids. NCBI's taxonomy places the organism in Eukaryota, Metazoa, Mollusca, Gastropoda, Neomphalida, Peltospiridae. The record is from RefSeq and is a predicted model, not a curated record. Gene Ontology annotation, molecular function: protein binding.
UUCAAUGUAAACAAGUUAGUGCUCGCUUUCAGUGUAAUUAACCGGUUUGUUAAUGGCAUAUUAAGUAUCUAAUAUGUCGAAGAUAGCAAAAAAUACAAAGAAGAGCACUUGGACUCCUCUUACAAACCAAGCAACUAACAAUAAGAUUUUCGAAGAGAGAAGAGUGCUCAUAGGAAAAUGGUAUGACCGAUGGACGGAUGACCAGAGGAAGAAGAUAUUGGAUGAUCUGGUUUCCAAGAGCAAGAGAAAACAGCUGGACUAUGCUAGAGAUCUCAUAAACCGCAGAGUCACAGAAAGACAUUUAGACUUCACACGCACACUGCCAAGAGUUAUCUCCCUCUACAUCCUCUCGUUCCUGGAUCCACGGAGUUUGUGUCGAUGUUCACGGGUCUGUUGGUACUGGAAAUUCUUGUCGGAACUUGACCAGCUGUGGAUGCCGAAGUGUUUACGACUUGGGUGGAUUUUAACGUUUAGCCCGAGCCCAUAUGAGGGAGGGGUAUGGAAGAGAAACUACGUGGAAAACAUCAAAAGUCUACAGGUGCUGAGACCAAAGGAAACGAUGCACAUCGACCUCGCCAAUAUGCACAUGGACAAGAGGAACAUGAAGGAGAAGAAGCACAAAUCAAAAGAGACACACACGUUGCCAUGGCGAGGGUCCGACCCAGUUCCGCAGGACAUCUGGCGUUACAACGUCCUGUCCAAUGAGGACGAUGUGCACACAGUCAACAAGUGGAGAAAGAUGAAAGCAUACGGGUCUGCUGUUGAUGCAUUUUCUAAGAGUAUGCGGCGAAGUAAAACAGCGACCGGUCAAAGUCUAAACAGUUUUACACGUCGCUCGCAAUCACUGUCUAAACUUCACGCGUCAGUGACUUCAAUGACCUCUCCCGACCGACCUCAGUGGGCCAUAAAGACGUCCCAGCUGAUUGGUCGACAGAACGGCGAGGUUUCCGCUGUAGUCCGGCCGAAGCCAGUCAGCACGCCGAAGACCCCGAGAUCUGCACGAGCUUUAACUUCCACGCGGUCCGAGAGAGAUCCUCCAACCACAGAUCUGUUUCCCGACAAGCCAUGGGUGGUGCCAGACCAGAUGGAAUCCGAUGAAGAUUAAAGGGAAGUAAUCCAGUUCCGCUUAACAUCCAGCGGUUUUACAUGAACAGUGUUGAAAACACCUUCACUUAAAUCAUUCCAUAAAAAGAUAUAUUAUUAUGGCAUUAGAUGAAAGCAGAAACAAAUAUUACAAAAUAAAAUAGUUAUUUUAAUUAUUAUUGCAUUUAAAUGGAAACAGAAAGACAAUUAACUUGUUAAUACAUGUAUAUCAAGUUUUCAUUUCAAAACAGGGCUCGAACUUAAUGCAGGCACUGACAGCAAUUACUCUUAACUGCAGUGUAAAUUACUGUGGGUCAGGGGACUGUGUGUGGGUGUAUGUAAUUUUUGUUUGGCAUGCUUCCAUCAGAGAACUGUUCAAGCACGCCUGUCGUGAGCACAACCGCUGACUUCGCCAGAGUUUUGUCCAUAUCAGGGGUCAGGAGUCUUUACUAACAAAAGUUUUAUUUGUGUCGAUGAAUGAAAAAUAUAGCCAUCAGUGGAAGGGAUAUUACUGGUUUUUAAUUGUUUAUUUGUUGCAAACAUUACCGAUUUAAAAUUGCUAUAAGUUGGCUGAAAAUUGUCAUAUUUCAGAAUUUUGCCGGUGGCAAAAAACUUUCAUAAUUGCUGUAGGCAACACAUUCCUAAGUUCGAGCCUUGUUAUUAAUGUUAUAUUAUUAUUAUUACAUUUAAGCAAAAAGAGAAAAUCACUGGUUGAUACAUCAUUCCAUAAUAGUUGUUUAUUAUAUUACUGCAAUUAUAUGGAAACAGAAAAAUUGCUUAUUAAUACAUGUACUUUGUAUGUCAAGUAUUUUUAAAUAUAAAAAACUUGUAGAACCAGUUUUUUAAAAAUAAAAUGUUUUCAGUACUUAAAAAACACUUUGUCUUUAAGAAAGCAAUUUCUGUACUUCUUGAAACAAUGUUUUACUUUGUUUGAAAGGAUCUUUUGUAGUGUUUACUUUUAUUUUACAACUAUGAAAGAUACUUGUUCUUAAUAUCUUUUUAUAAAUGGAAAGAAUAUUGAUAAUAAAAAUGUAUUUUUUAUGUUUUUUAUUGCUGUGAUAAAUGUUUCAUCUACCUGCAUUCCACUCUAUUAUAUAUGAUAUUUAUUUUUAUAUACAUGUAUUAUAUUGUAAAUGAUCCGAAUUGUAUGAUGUAAUUAGAUCAAUUAUAUGUAAAUGUAUGGAGCAAAUGUUUAUAGUCAUCUUUAAAUGGGUAGAAUGUAUAUUAUUAUUAUCCAAUUAAGUUUCAAGCACGCUGUCCUGGGCACACACCUCAGUUGUCUGUCCAGGACAGUGGGAUAGUUGUUAGUGGUUAGUGAGAAAGAAAAGGGUGUAGUGGUCUUACACCUACCCAUCGAGUCAUUGAAACUUGCACUGGGUGAGAGCCAGUACCAUGAUGCGAACCCAGUACCUACCAGCCUUAUGUCUGCUGGCUUAACCACUGUGCCACCAAGGCCAGUUGUAUUACCGGUAUUGGUUUUGACUACAAGGAUUCCACUAUGAGUGUUUGUUGGUAUGGGUUUAUUUUGAGAGUGUUGUAUCCAUUUAGGAUGCCAUGGAAUAUUCUGAAUUUAACCACAACACUACCACUGGAUUCAUCCAUGUAUGUACCGUACAUGUGUGUGCAUAUGUGCGUACAAUGACGAGGGUAGAAUCGGAGGAAUAAUUAUUGUCUCUUUCAGGAUUGUUUGUCAUUUCUUUUACAUUUAUUGGGGCAUGAACAAAACAAAAAUCACCCGUAAAAUGUGUGAAUCGGUGAAGCCGUUUCUCACAUAAGUUUGCAUAUUAUUUUUUUGUUUUUUGAUACCCAGAUGAAUGUAAAAGAAAUAACAGACAAUCCUUAUAAUUAAAUUUGAAUCAUACUUGCUAAUAAUAACACUAAAAGUUUAUACUUUAUUUUGGUCCAUAAACAAUAACACUUUACAAGACAACUUGUCCACAUAAAACGACGUCGUCAGAUAUGACGUUCCCUGACGACAUAAUUUUUAAGUUCAUCAAGAAAUUAACAAACUUCCAUUGUUAUGUCUGAACCAAUGGGAUGACAUUAUAUUGUAAUGAAUGUAAGGGAAAGUUAAUUAUUUGUAUAUAGUCCCAUACUGCAGUGGUGUUUUUUAUGGGGGUGUUUUUUUUAGAGAAAAUGAACAACCAUACUAUUAUUGUGUUACCGAAAAAAGAAGAAGAGUGAAAUGGAAAGACCGAGAAAAAGAAACACGUGUAUUUUAAUUCAUAUUGCUAACAAAAACUGCACUGAUUGGCAUUUAAUUUCUUGUUUUUUUAAGGCAGCACAACACUGGAUUUUAAUUGGUUGCUUUUUGCUUUGUGUAACAUUUUAGAAAAAUACAUUUAAUAAUAAUUUAAGAUUUUCUAUCUGUUUUGAAAAAUAUAAAGGUUGUCUAAAUCUGUUACUUAGCAUUUACUUUUUACAUUUUAUACUUAAUAUUCUUUUAUUGAAAUUGAUACAGUGUAUAUUCAGUUGGCAUAAAAAAAAGAUUAUUUAUUUGUAGUUAUUGAAGAGAUGAACUUGAGAUACAUAAAUCUAGGUCAGAUAGUAAUAGCAUUAUUUAAAAAUUGUAAUGAUCUGCUGUGAUCCCCCCCCCCCCCACCCCAUUCUUUCACUGUCACCAUGAUGUAAUUUGACUAACCGAAAAUUUAAAAUUUACAUUAACUUUGUUUUAACGACACUUUACCUGCUACAUUUUUGUAGUUUAUAUAAACCAUUUAUGUGUCACCAAAAUCUUUUUUACAAGUAACCCAUUUCAUUUUGGGUUUAUUAAAAUCAUGUAUUUGACAUAAAUCUAAUGUCUGAAUGAAUUAAAAAGGAGAUGAAAAAAAAAAAAGUACCAGGCAAAUGAAAUUUUCGUGCUCAGAAUUUUCAGUUAAAACGUUUUGCUUAACACCACUUGAGCAGAUUGAUUUAUUAAUCACGGACUACAGGAUGUCAAACAUUCAAUAAUUCUGACAUGGUCUUCUAAGAAAACCCGCUACGUUCUUCUUCCGUUAGUAGCACGGGAUCUUUUAUUAUCUGCUUUGUCUUAUUGUGGUAUUGCAUUUUCUGUCCGUCCAUGUCAGUCCGUAAAAUGUGCAUUUCAGGGCCAUAUCUUUUGUAUCAUUUCAUAUUGGAUCAUCAAAUGUUACAUGCAAGUACAACUUGGGAUGGCAGUGUGUCGCAUACCGUAACUAGGUCACUAUGACCUACUUUUGAUGCAUUACUGUACAUUAAAGAAAAUCGUUGCCAGGGCAAUACUUUCCUUGUCAAUUCAUAUAAGAUCAUCAAACCUUACAUGCAAGUACAAGUUGGGAUGGCAGUGUGUCACAUACCAUAACUAGGUCACCAUGACCUACUUUUCAUGCAUUGCUGUACAUUAAAGAAAAUCGUUUCAAGCAAUACUUUCCUUAUCAAUUCAUAUAAGAUCACCAAACCUUACAUGCAAGUACAACUUGGGAUGGCGGUGUGUCACAUACCAUAACUAGGUCACCAUGACCUACUUUUGAUGCAUUGCUGUACAUUAAAGGAAGUCGUUGCCAGGGCAGUAUCAUCCUUAUCAAUUCAUAUAGGAUCCUUGCUCGAUGCGAGGUUGGUCUGGGAUCGAUCCGCGUCGGUGGGCCCAUUGGGCUAUUACUCGUUCCAGCCAGUGCACCACGACUGGUAUAUCAGAGGC